Schistocerca gregaria is the source of this 1194-nucleotide messenger RNA. RefSeq names its product probable inactive peptidyl-prolyl cis-trans isomerase-like 6. Bases 70 to 1170 code for a protein of 366 amino acids. Gene Ontology annotation, molecular function: peptidyl-prolyl cis-trans isomerase activity. The record is from RefSeq and is a predicted model, not a curated record. Lineage: Eukaryota; Metazoa; Arthropoda; Insecta; Orthoptera; Acrididae. Gene Ontology annotation, biological process: protein peptidyl-prolyl isomerization. The transcript has 7 exons.
UUCAUUUGUUUUUGUUUGUUUAUCGUGGUACGAGAAGAGGAAGAACAGAAGUAAUGUACAGUGCUUGCCAUGGAGUCAGAAGACAAUACUGCCGUACAGAUAAAUGUUAUUGGUCUAAUCACUUCGGUGGAAUAUCAGAAAGCCAAAUUGUGUGUCGAGCGUCUACAUCGCCAUCUUCCUUACCUCUUCUCAAAACCUGUUAUUCGUGGUAUGCUGGAGUUUGACUGGGAGGAAUUCAUCAUGAGGCAGAGGCGCGAGUAUGGUCAUGAACUAUGGGCAAUAAAGGAACCAGUGAUAAUUACGACUGACAGUGGCUACAUCCGGGGAUGUGACAAGUUCUUAAAUGAAAUAGCCACAUUUUGUGGUAUCCAACUCUUGGUUGAAACUGCAGAUUACUACAGGCCCAUGUUGCUUGACUAUGUGGACACUUUGACUAAAACAAAGAGGACACAUGUUUACAUGGACUUUACAAUUGGCAAACAUCCUGCUGGAACCAUAAUAUUCCAGUUGUAUUCUGAUCUGCUACCAUUGACUUGUGAGAAUUUCAAGUGCUUGUGCACUGGUGAGAAGGGUGGAAAUGAUGAAGGUAUACUUUUACACUAUAAGAAUACACUCAUUCACAGAGUUGUCAAGAUGGGUUGGCUUCAAGGAGGUGAUAUUGAAAACCGCAUUGGAGGAGGUGGUGCUUCCAUCUAUGGGCGUACCUUUCCUGAUGAGAGUUACUGCAUCUCCCAUAAUCGCCGUGGAGUGCUCUCUAUGGCUAAUGAUGGACGGCACACCAAUGGAUCUCAGUUCAUCAUCACUCUGCAGCCUGCACCCUGGAUGGAUUACUACUAUGUUGCAUUUGGACAAGUUGUAGAAGGUGAAAACACACUAAAAUUACUAGAAUCAGUGAACACUGCAUAUGAAAGGCCUUUGGCAGACAUAGAGAUCACAGGCUGUGGUGUGUUUGAUGUAUCAGAAGUGGAAGAAGAAACAGUAAUACAGCCUGACAGAUGUAUAGAAGAAGUACAAGACAAGCCAGAGACUCCUGAGGAAGCACUCAUUAGAAGGGAAGAAAGCACAGAAGAAACUUCUAUAGUUAUGGAAGACAUGAAAGAAACAGCAGAGGCUGGGGGAGCUAAGAGUUUCAAAGUUUAUGCAACGGAAAUAGCUGUAAGACGAGGCUAAAUAAAUGUGGUGUACCAAAGGAAA